Arabis nemorensis is the source of this 1194-nucleotide messenger RNA. The record is from the annotation of a GenBank genome assembly. Lineage: Eukaryota; Viridiplantae; Streptophyta; Magnoliopsida; Brassicales; Brassicaceae.
AUGAGCUCCCUUUCCGUUGUUUCUCUGCUGACUGGAUUUCUCACGGCGAUGGUUGUGAUCACUGAAAUUUCGGACGACGGCGAUCCACCAAAGAAACCUCAAGAAGAACCGAAAGAAAAUCGUUCCCUUCUUCUCACAAUUCCAAACGACGUCAUUGACAUUUGCGUCGCAAUGGUUCCGAGAUGUCAUUACCCGACGGUAACUUCCGUCUCCAGAUACUUCCGUACUCUCAUGGCUUCUUCCAUACCCUACGUGUUGCGCUCGUUCCGUAACAUUACCGAAUCUGUUCUUUACGCGUUCAUCGGAUUCCAUCUUGUUGAGAUCCCAAGAUGGUACAUUCUCCACCGUAUACCUUACCGGAACCAAGUGAUUUCUCUACGAUUGUGCAAAAUCGAUUCACUUCCUCCUUCUAUGCCUUUUGGAUCUGCGGUGGUCUCAGUCGGACACGAGAUGUAUGUAAUCGGUGGAUGCGACCGCAAAAGAGAGCAAAUUUUGAGUGUGUUUCUAAUCGAUUGUAGAAAUCACACGUUGCAUGAGCUCCGGAGUAUGAACAGGGCUCGCUGCAGAGCAGCCGCAGGAAUAAUCAAUGGAAAGAUUUACGUAAUCGGAGGUUGCGAGAAGUCAUAUCCGGAUUGGGUCGAAGUGUAUGAUUUAAAGACUGAGGCUUGGAGUCCUGUGCUUGGUCCGUACCCUUACGGUACUCAGAAAGGAGAGAUUGAGUCGUAUGUGGUUAUGAAAGAAAAGAUUUACCUUUUGGAUCGUGAUUCUUGUUUCUCUUACGAACCAAGAACGGGUAAUUGGGAAUCGUACGACAACGACAGGUUGAGACUUUUCUGGCUAACGUCGUCUUGUGUGGUAGAUGAUAGGUUGUAUACUCUUGCUCCUCUGGGUUUGCAGGGAAGUUCAGUAAUCGUAUAUGACCCAGAGGAGAAGGAUUGGGUAGGUGUGAAAGGUGUACAUUGUUUGCCUAAGCUCUUUUAUCAUGAUUAUAAAAUGGCGAAUUUCGGUGGAAAGUUGGUGAUUUUGGGUGUUAGUGAGAGGUAUACUGAUGGGGCGAGAGAUAUCUUGUGCGUAGAGAUCGGUUUGGAAAGACGUCAAGGAGGUGAGAUUUGGGGGAAUGUCGAAUCAGUCAAGUGUGUGCUUACAUCGCUGAGUUUGCCUACGAUUGACCUUUGUCGUACUGUUACGGUUUAA